CAAAGUUCUCCCAGAAAUUCAAACGUAUGCUCUAUGUACCAUUUGUCUACAUUCAGGGGUUCCUUCGCGCUUGCUUACCACUUCUAGCGAAAACAUUGUUCUAAUUCAUCUUCUAAAGACUCGUUGUGGAGCAGCACAAAGUAGCUUAGGGAACAAUCGCCGAGAGCACCUGUAUCAGUGAUACAACUCGUUGAACAUCAACCCCAUGCCCAAGAACAUCAAGCUUUCCCAGUACCGUGAGGCGCUGCCUCGGCAUUCCACUAGGGAAAGCUUCUCCAGAAAAUGGUUCGUUCUCACUGGUCGGCCUUCGACAGAAGGUGCAGCCACCAUCUCAGCUCCGUGUCAAAUUCCAUCACGCCGUCACCAGCGGGAAGCGAUAGCCUUUAUUUAAGCAUUCGGAUCUGCGUGGUUGCAGUAGCUAGCUAGGUCCAGAAUGGAAUGUGGUCAUGAUAGGUGCUGUCUUCUGCCGACGUUUAGGAACCUUCCUUCCUAGUCACCUAUGAGGAACAAGCCUACCACCGCCUCUGACGACUUCGUCGCUUCCAUCGUGGUGAUCUGCUUUCCUAGGCAUGCCCCUAUCUGGAUUUGGACGCGGGGUUAGAGCAGUGGUAGAUGUUGAUGUUAUCGUCUGCUUUUAGCAAACAGAUAUAAAAGCUUGGAAAUUCUCUCAUAAUGUGAUAUGCAUUGACGCUUCCAACAACAUUAUCACUACUAUGCAUUUCUUCCAAGUCGCUCUUCUAGGUGCUUUUGUUGCACAGGCUGCAGCUGUCCCAUUCUCAUCGAGCAAUCUUGUCCAUGAACGUCGGGACACUGUUCCCAAUUCAUGGAUUAAGAGAAGUAGGGUGGACGCCAAUGUUGAGCUUCCCGUACGAAUCGGAAUGACCCAAAGUAACCUUGACAAGGGGCAUGACCUGUUGAUGGACGUUUCUCAUCCUGGUUCCAAGAAGUAUGGUCAACAUUACUCUGCGGAAGAGGUUGCCGAUAUCUUCGCGCCAUCACAGGAUACUGUGGACGCCGUUCGUGGCUGGCUUGUCUCAGCCGGCAUUGCCUCUGAGAAGAUAUCUCAGUCGAUCAACAAGCAGUGGGUGCAGUUUGAUGCCUCGGUGUUUGAACUUGAGUCCUUGUUGAUUACAGAGUAUCAUGAGUACGAGCACUCGGAUACCGGCAAGACCACCGUGGCUUGCGACAAGUACCAUGUUCCGUCUCACAUCCAGGAACAUGUUGACUACAUCACUCCUGGUACCAAGCUCUUCAGCUCUCAUCGUCGACCCGAUCCGAACACGGAUAUUGAGAAACGUACCUUUGGAGUCACUAGCGGGAAAGGAAACAGUGGUAUCCUUCCUCCCCUCCUUAAGGAGCUAGGAAUGAGUAUCGAAGCUUUACUUGCCAUCCCCGCGUUGCAAGCCUGUGGCACGGCAAUAACACCUGCCUGCAUUCAAACACUUUACAAUGUCACCAAGCCCACUAAGGCUGCUUCUGGAAAUCAACUGGGAAUCUUUGAAGAUCUUGGAGAUGUUUAUAGUCAGACUGAUUUGAACCUUUUCUUCUUGAAUCUUGCCCCCAACAUUCCACAAGGAACUCAUCCCACACUCAAAGCAAUUGAUGGAGCUGUUGCUCCUGUCAAUGUUCAGUCUGCUGGUCCCGAGUCGGAUUUGGACUUUCAAGUUGCUUAUCCUCUCAUCUAUCCUCAAAAUACAGUUCUUUUCCAGACAGACGACCCAGUUUAUGAGGCCAACUACACAUUCAGCGGAUUUCUCAACAACUUCCUGGACGCUAUUGACGGGUCAUACUGUUCUUACGUCGACCCUCUAGAUCCACCGUAUCCAGAUCCAUCGAAUGCACCAGGAGCCUACAAGGGCAAAUUGCAAUGUGGUGUUUACAAGCCUACCAAUGUCAUCUCGAUAUCAUAUGGCGGAGGCGAAGCAGAUCUUCCUCCUGCGUACCAGAAGCGGCAAUGCAACGAGUUCAUGAAGCUUGGCUUGCAAGGCGUGUCUGUUGUUCUUGCAUCUGGAGACAGUGGUGUUGCAGGAUCUGCGGGAGAGGGAGGAAAUGCCGAUGGAUGUCUUGGCACAGGCCAGAUCUUUGCUCCAGAUUUUCCAGCAACUUGCCCAUAUAUCACCACCGUUGGUGGAACUACACUUCCCCCCAGAGGUAACGUGAAAUCCGAUGACGAGACCGCUGUAACCAGAUUCGGUAGUGGUGGGGGCUUCUCGAAUAUCUACCCAAGACCCUCUUAUCAGCAAGCAGCCGUGUCAGCGUAUUUGACUAACACUCCUCCGCCCUACAAAUCCUACUCUGGCGUCAACAACAUGAACAUCGGAGCUGGUGGUGGAGUCUACAACAAGGGCGGUCGAGGAUACCCCGAUGUUAGUGCUGUUGGAGACAAUAUCGUUAUCUUCAACAAAGGUGCUCCAACUCUGAUUGGGGGUACCUCUGCCUCAGCUCCUAUCUUUGCCUCAAUCCUCAACCGCAUCAACGAAGAGAGAAUUGCUGCUGGAAAGUCCACUAUCGGCUUCGUCAACCCCACUCUUUACGCUCACCCAGAGGUGCUUCAUGAUAUUACUACUGGAAACAAUCCCGGAUGUAAUACAAAUGGCUUUACGGCAGCUAAAGGAUGGGACCCAGUCACCGGACUAGGCACUCCUAAUUAUCCAGCUAUGCUGAAGCUUUUUAUGAGUCUCUAAGCGUUUGUUAACAAGUAGUUUAGUAAUCACUUGAUAUUAGGAGAUCUUGUGAUAACAAUUCAAAUAUAUUAGCAUUGUAAAAUCGAACGAGGCGGCUGUUGUAAAUAAUCUAAUGAAACAAAUUGUA
This is a messenger RNA of Cadophora gregata, 2811 nucleotides long. RefSeq names its product Tripeptidyl-peptidase sed1 (gene SED1). The transcript has 8 exons. The record is from RefSeq and is a predicted model, not a curated record. Gene Ontology annotation, molecular function: serine-type endopeptidase activity; tripeptidyl-peptidase activity. NCBI's taxonomy places the organism in Eukaryota, Fungi, Ascomycota, Leotiomycetes, Helotiales, Ploettnerulaceae. Gene Ontology annotation, biological process: proteolysis. The coding region runs from base 714 to 2684 and encodes 656 amino acids.